Molecule: messenger RNA, 14120 nt
Organism: Dromiciops gliroides (monito del monte)
Lineage: Eukaryota; Metazoa; Chordata; Mammalia; Microbiotheria; Microbiotheriidae
Gene: DOT1L
Product: DOT1 like histone lysine methyltransferase
Biological process (GO): DNA damage checkpoint signaling; regulation of transcription regulatory region DNA binding; DNA repair
Cellular component (GO): nucleus
Molecular function (GO): histone H3K79 methyltransferase activity
Source: RefSeq, a predicted model, not a curated record
CCGGCCCCGCUGCGCCCGCCCCGCGCCCGCGCCCACUAGUAUGGUGCAGCGGCGGCCGCGCUCGCGAUCAUGGGUGAGAAGCUGGAACUGAGGCUCAAGUCGCCCGUGGGAGCCGAGCCCGCCGUGUACCCGUGGCCCCUGCCGGUCUAUGACAAACACCAUGAUGCUGCUCAUGAAAUCAUUGAGACCAUUCGAUGGGUCUGCGAAGAAAUACCGGAUCUCAAGCUUGCCAUGGAAAAUUACGUUUUAAUUGACUAUGAUACUAAAAGCUUUGAAAGCAUGCAGAGACUCUGUGACAAGUAUAACCGAGCCAUUGAUAGCAUUCAUCAACUGUGGAAAGGAACAACCCAGCCCAUGAAAUUGAACACUCGGCCAUCCAAUGGGCUUCUUCGACAUAUCUUGCAGCAAGUAUAUAACCACUCAGUCACAGAUCCAGAGAAACUCAACAACUAUGAGCCCUUUUCUCCAGAGGUGUAUGGAGAAACUUCAUUCGACUUAGUUGCCCAAAUGAUUGAUGAGAUUAAAAUGACCGAGGAUGAUUUGUUUGUUGAUUUGGGCAGUGGAGUGGGGCAGGUGGUUUUGCAAGUUGCUGCAGCCACAAACUGCAAACAUCAUUAUGGUGUGGAGAAAGCAGACAUCCCAGCGAAGUAUGCUGAGACAAUGGACAGAGAAUUUAGAAAAUGGAUGAAAUGGUAUGGGAAGAAACAUGCAGAAUACACACUGGAAAGAGGUGACUUCCUUUCAGAAGAAUGGCGGGAAAGAAUUGCAAACACGAGUGUUAUUUUUGUGAAUUUUGCCUUUGGUCCUGAGGUGGAUCACCAACUGAAGGAACGAUUUGCUAACAUGAAGGAAGGUGGCAGAAUCGUGUCCUCCAAACCUUUGCACCUCUAAACUUUAGAAUUAAACAGUAGAAACUUGAGUGAUAUUGGCACUAUAAUGAGAGUUGUGGAACUAUCGCCACUGAAAGGGUCGGUUUCAUGGACUGGCAAGCCAGUUUCUUACUACCUGCAUACUAUUGAUCGAACCAUACUUGAAAACUAUUUUUCUAGUCUCAAAAAUCCAAAACUCAGGGAGGAGCAGGAGGCAGCCCGCCGACGGCAGCAGAGAGAAAGCAAGAGCAACACAACGACCCCAACGAAGGUCCAGGAAAACAAAGGAGCUGUUGCCUUGGAGCCUCGAGUGGAUUCUGGGCUGAAGAAGAUAACAAAUGGGACGGCUGCUCCUUAAAAGCCAUCUCCUUCCAAGCCUCGAAAAAGAAUAACAAAUAAGGGAAGGAAGAUGGCACGGAAGAAAACGUGGUACGUCCCAAGAAACAUGAGUGCUGCAAACCCUGAACGAAAAACCGAAGAAGACUCGACUGCACUGGAGCUUUUGCAUGCUCAGACUGUGUCCCAGGCAGCUGCAUCCUCUCCUCAGGAUGCAUACAAGUCACCUCAUAGUCCAUAUUAUCAACUACCUCCUAAAGUACAACGGCAUUCCUCCAACCAGCUAUUAGCAACACCAACACCGCCUGCACUCCAGAAGCUGUUAGAAUCAUUUAAGGUCAGUACCUGCAGUUCCUGGCCUACAUGAAAACCCCCUCCAGUACAAGCAAACCUGCAGCAGUUGGUGGAGCAGGAGAAGGAAAAGAACACUCAGUUGUUAGGUACUGCCCAGCAGUUGUUCAGCCACUGUCAGGCUCAGAAAGAGGAGAUCAAGAGACUUUUCCAGCAAAAACUUGAUGAGGUAUGGGGACAGUUGGCUCUGACCUACAAUGAUCUGAUACAAGCCCAGAAGAAGAUCUCUGCUCACAACCAACAGCUAAAAGAACAGACAAAGCAGCUAGAAAGUGAUAACAGUGAACUCAGGAACCAAAGCUUGCAACUGCUUAAGGCUCGGUGUGAAGAGCUGAAGCUGGAUUGGUCUACUCUCUCACUGGAAAAUUUGAUGAAGGAGAAGCAAGCACUGAAGAAUCAAAUUUCCGAGAAGCAAAAGCACUGUCUGGAGCUUCAGAUCAGCAUUGUGGAGCUUGAGAAAAGCCAAAGGCAGCAGGUACUGCAGCUGAAAUCCUACGCGCAAGCUGAUGGCUUGUCCGUCCACCUGCGAAGUAAAAGCAGCUUCAGCCGUGAGCUGGAGACUGACCCUACCAGGUUCCAGUUGGAGCUCGAAUGCUCCAAGUUGGCUUUGCCCCCACAUCAAUAGCUGAGCCCUGAACUCUCUAUGAAUGGCCAUGCAACCUCCUAUGAGAUUCAUAGUAUGCUUAGCCGGCCUUCUUCCAAACAAAACACUCCACAGUAUCUGACCUCCCAUCUGGACCAAGAAAUAGUUCCUUGCACCCCCAUUCAUAACAGCAGCAGAAGGCAGCAAAUUGUCGAGCUUGUCCUACCUGAUUACACCAGGUUCCCUGCUAAGUUAGCCCUAAGGAGACACUUGAAUCAGGAUCAUGUAGUCCAUGGAAAAGCUACAACUAAUGAAAUUCAUUCCAGAGCUGAACAUGCCAAAAGAGAAUGGCUUCGACCUCUCAGAGCCCUGGUAUGUCAAAUGGCCUAAAGCUGCCCUCAGGACACUCGGCCUUCUUCCCCCUCUGCCUUACAGAUUGCAGGAGAGAAGAGCAGUGACAAGGUUUUAAAAGAGAGAGCCUAUGCCAGCAAUGGAGAAACAAUCACCAGCCUACCUAUCAGUAUUCCUCUCAGCACAGUGCAGCCCAAUAAACUUCCUGUCAGUAUCCCAUUGGCCAGUGUAGUGUUGCCCAGCCGUGCAGAGAAAGUGAGGAACACACCUAGUCCAGUUCAUCAGAAUCGAGAGUCUACUUCAGCAACACUUGAAAAACAGUUUGGUGCUAAUUCCCAUAAUGGUAUGAACAGUGCUGUAGGAAACAAGUCCCUUGCUUUGGCUACCUCAGGUUUUUCUUAUAGUGGCUCCUUGGCAGUCAAUGGCACGCUUUCCAGUAGCCCAGCCCAUCUUAAUCAUGCUGCUGAGCAGGUAGCCCUGGAUGAUUCUUCCAAUUCCGGGAGCCUCUUUAAUUCUGUGGGUUCCCGGAGUUCUACACCACAGCAUCCUUCUUUACUCAUGAUGCAGUCCCGGAACUCCGGCCAGAACUCUCCGGCCCACCCACUUGCUGCCAGCCCACGCCUCAAUGGAGCUUCUCAAAGCAUGAUGGGGAUUUUGCAGUACUCGGAUGCUACAAAAUUGUUCUCUGAAGGUAACAAGGGGGAUCUUCCACUAGAUUCAGGCUUUUCAGAAACUGAUGAAGUCAAGAGAAGAAUCCUCUUUACAAUCUCGACCAAUACAGGGAACCUGAAGCAGUCUCCUUCCAACAAACACAGCCCUCUGACAACUAGCAUCCGCACAGACUGCGGGCAGGCUGGUGUGCAGGGAGGGCAAGAAGAGGGGCAGAAGGAAGCGGUCUUCACGGGGAACCCCAGUGCGAACAGUGUGGUAUCUCCCAAGCGCAAGCCCUUACCGUCUGUGGCAGGCCUCUUCACCCAGUCUUCAGGCUCACCCCUCAACAUCAACUCCAUGGUCAAUAACAUUAAUCAGCCUUUAGAAAUAACAGCCAUUUCCUCCCCUGAAAACUCCCUGAAGAACUCUCCUAUUCCUUACCAGGACAGCGACCAGCCUCCGGUGCUGAAAAAGGAGAAGCCCUUGGUCCAGACGAAUGGGGCGCACUACUCACCCCUGACCUCGGACGAGGAGCAGGGGUCUGAAGACGAGCACAGCAGCAUCAGGAUUGAAAGGAAAAUCGCAACAAUCUCUUUGGAGAGCAAAUCUCCCCAGAAAACAGAAAGUGGUAAGUGGUGGUGCCUUACAGGAAGGAAGCAAACCCAGCUGACUGAAGGCAUCAACAGUAGUAAAUGGAAAUCUACCUUUUCACCAAUAUCAGACAUCAACCUUACCAAACAUCCACAGCCCUUACAGGCAGCUUCAUCCCUGAGCCAGAAUUCCCUGUUUGCCUUCCGGCCAUCCCUCGGAGGAUCCAAGGCUAUCGAUGCCAAGAUCUCGUGCACACGAGGAAAAGCUUCUCCAGUUCAUUGCAGGACGAUGGUCCUCAUCCCCAACACAAACUCCUCCAAUGGAUUCUCCUAUGCCGGGGCCUGUCUGCUGCUGACAUGAGUUGUACACAGCUUUCACGAGUGCUUCUCUUCUCAUAAGACCCCGGAGGUGACCAGCUUAAGCUCCCCCCUGGUGUUUACGGCACAGCGGAGCAAAGAGAGCUCAAUGCCAACCCUUUUCUGAAUAAGAGGCAGCCUGGACAGCCUGGGAAGUAUGAAGGGGGAAGAGGUACAGAGAGCAGGAGGGAGAAGCAAAGAGGUGCUUGACCUGGGCCUGCAGCUGGGGGGUCCUUUCUGACAAGGCUCACUGCAACACAAUGGCAAGGCUAGCAAAGCCGGGACAGGGAGUUGGAGUUUAAAAAACGGCCACAAUCUUUUCAUUUCCGCUGCUGCGGCCCCGUUCCCUCCCGGGGGCCUUCUCAACGGCAAAGGCCUUUCGACGUCGGCCUCUGCGGCCGGCCACCCUGCUUCUUGUUCGACGCACCACCCUUUUCUAAACACUUUCACCACUGUCCAGUUUCCCCUGGGCCCUAUGUCCCUGCAGGCCAACCUCAGUUCGGUGGCAGGCUCUUCAGUAUUGCAGUCUUUAUUUAAUUCCAUGCCCGCUGCAGCCAGUUUGGUCCACGUGUCAUCGGCUGCGACCAGAUUGACAAAUUCUCACGCUAUGGGAAACUUCUCUUCUGGGGUUACAGGUGGAACAGUUGGAGGUGUUUUUAACCAUGCGGUGCCUUCUGCCUCUUCUCAUCAGUUUGGAGCCAGUUUCCGCAGCAGUGCUGUCUGUAGCAGCACCAUGCUAAGCUUAAACCCAAUGCAGGCUGUGGUCACCCCCACUUCCUCUUCCUUCCAGGCCCCUUCCUCUAGCAUAGGAACAUGUAGUGAGGCUAGAGCCCCCCAGCACCUGAACCGAGUGCCUGUGCAGCCUGUCCUGCAUCCUUCUCCUCCCGCUCCUCCUCCUCCUCCUCCUGCUAACGUCUCAUUACCUCCACCCCCUCCAUUACUUGCUGCUUCUAACCCGGAGCCGGGGAUUCCACAGACCCCUGACAUCCAUUCCGCUAACAAAGCUUUUGUUGUGCCCUCCUCGGCUGCUUCUCCCCAGGCUAACGCUUCUCUGUCUAUCAAGCUCGCAUCCCUCCCCCACAAAGCUUCCCGACCCUCCUUCACAGUCCACCACCAGCCUCUGCCCCGUUUGGCUCUGGCCCAGGCUGCACCUGUGGUCCCGCAGUCCAACGCCGCUGGCCCGCCCGCUAUGUGGGUUACCCUUGGCAUGCAGUCUCCUUACGCUUCGCACCUUUCUGGGGUUAAGCCGCGAUAAAGAGCUUGCUUAGCUAGCUGUCCAUAUUAUGUAAGGUAAGGCUAGAGCCGAACUAGGUGGUUUAUGCACAAAAUUGAAUUCCCUUCCUUUCACAGAGUCCAGAGGCCAGCUGAGGUCAGGCUAGGGGCCUCAGGUGUGCCAGUGCAGGCUUUACUGUGGCUUGGGGAUCAGCAUCCCUCUGGGUCCAGAAGCGGGGGGAUGUUUUAUUGCAUUCCUUCCUUGGGCUUAUCAGGAAUUCCCAAACCAAAUGCCGAGGAGGCAAAACCUAAAACCUAAAACCAAAAACCAUGCUUAGCCCCUGAAGAUACCUGGGGCUGAUCAAACUGGCCAAGUAGGUGGGGAGCCCUUUCUCCUUUCCAAACCCUGUGGAGGUGACAGAGCUGUCAUCCUCAUCUGUCUUGAGGGCCCAGAAGGCCGUUCUGUUGGCCCCUGAGGCCUGAGUCCUGGUCAGGCUGCAAACAUCCAUAAGGAAGCCCGUUCCUUGUGUGGGCCUUACCCUGCAUAAGGGCACUGGGGGUGACUACAGCUUGAGGGGCACAAUGCUGAUGGAGGAGGAGGAAGAAACUCUGAUAGUUACGCUGGCUCAGCUGAUAGUACUGCCCAGGAACCUGACUAUUUAAGCAUGGCACCCUGACCUGAGAUUUGUGCACUUCGACAGCACCCAGCAGGCUCUGGGGUACCAGGGCUGGUAGUUGAGUUUUCAGCUGGUCAAGUCGAAUUCACAGGGGGCUUGGGGCUGAGAGAGCAGCCCUUUGCUCUCUCUACUAAUGAGCUAGAAGUCAGAGCUUUGUCUGCUGACCUUUCUAAACUCAGCCCUAAGUGGUCCUUAAUGCCCCUUGUGGCUACUACCAGGUCAACAAGCGCUUCUCUGAAGUCACACUUCAGUCUGUCUUCCUUCCCUGGGCUAUUUCAGGUAUUUCAAAUAAGAAAGACUCUGUGGUCUUCCUACCACUUUCUAUCUGAAAAAGAUUUGGAGGUUGUCCCCUGGGAUAAACCAUACUUUUUGAACAUAGAAGUUUUAAGUAGUAUUUGUGCUCCAUCAACUCAUUUACAAUCCUGUAGGGAACAGCUUAAGUCACUGGUGGUCCCAUUGAUAAUUGCCAUGUUCUUUUCAGACAUCUUUCCAUUCCUCUGUUUGUGGUGUGUAUUUUGAGAUGAUUUAUAUGCAGGUCAAGUGUGUUUUGGGAAAGGGAAUAGGACGGACUAAGUUAUUUAUUCAGCAAAUGUCAAAUUCCCACCCCAUGCAAGACAUAGGAGGUGGAUGUUUUAGUGUUAUCCAAGCAAUUUAGAGUCAGUUAGCAUUAACAUUGGCACCAACAAGGUUGAUUUUUACUGUAUUCUUUCUUAAGACACCUGAAAUCUAGAAUGUUGGGCUAGCUGAGGUCCAUGGAAUGGCCCCAGGCCCAACUCCACUCCCCAAUGGCUCCCGUGCUCUACAACUAACAAACAGAACUUCAGUGUCUCUUCUUUUCCAAAUCAGAAGAGACGAGCCCCCUACACAAGAAACAAACAAACAAACAAACAGAGACUCGGCCAUUACUUUUUAUUAUUUAUGCCCUAUACACACGUAUCACCACGCUUCCAGUGCCUGGUUCCUGCACCCUCCCAAACGUCCAGCAGAGUUCAAUGCUGGCAGCAUGGAAAGACUCGAGUUUGGUUGAGCAGGGUGAGACAGAGGGUUUCAAAAGUCCUUUUUUUUUUUUUUUAAAGUUUCAGUAGCUUAAAACUGCACUAAGACCUUUGAAACAACCUGUAUAUGUUGUGUGGGGAAGCUCCCCAACUGCUUGGUUUCCGGGCGACUCACCAAGACUUUAGAGAUUGAAAUCAUCCAGUGAAGGGAAGGCACCUCACGAAAUCACUGACCCUUCAAGAAUAUGUUGUAGUUUGGACACUGUCCUGACAGGGUUGAAACACUGGUCGCUAUGAAGUCUUUCAGCCUGACUUAACCCUUCUCUUGCCAUUCCCUCACAUCUCCCCACUCCCUGAUGCUUGAUAAAUGAAGUGUGAUACUAUUCUUACUGAUGUUGUAGAUAUUUUGGAAAUAAUGACUGGUUCAUUUGCAGCUCUUGCUGUGAUUGUAGUCCUAGUUCUGUAGGAGUCACCCAGGAGCAAACCAGUUUAGUAUUUGACUGAACCCCAUUAGCCCAGGGAGGGUGCCUUGCUCAGAAAAUCUCACUUUUCCUCUGGUUUUUUGAUCCAGCUGCUAUUGCUGCUGCAGCGCUGCAUUCGUUGCUCACACUCCCCAACAUCAUCUGGAAGAACUGGAACACCAUCUUAAAAAAUAAGGGCCUGGUUGAAACCUUCCCGAAAUAAGGGCAGGAGAUUUGGUGGACAGAAAAUGCCCAAAGGGAGAAGAGGACAGCAUUCUCUUCCUGCUGUUGUGCAUCUCCUUGUUGUCCUUAUGCUCCCCUGGCAUUUUGGUCAUUUCCCAGGCAAGCUGGCUGGGCCACAGACAGAGAGAGGGUUUCCCAGAGAUUGUCCGGUAUAGCAGAGGCAGCCCCCACCUCCACCCAGGGACCUCCCAGCUUCUAGCCAAGCCUUUUCACAGAAGCCGAUGCCUCCCUGGGGAGUGGAGGACAGUUGUAACUUUUUAGCCCUGCUCCUAACCGCUCACAGACAUUUGGGGAACAGUGCGGCAAUGGCUAUUGGCAAAGGAAGGGCAAGUGAAUUAUACAUUCUCUGAAGGCUUAAAGCAUCAGAUCUCCCAAAUUCAGUACUUAAGUAAAAAGGGAUAAGUCACUUAAUCCUCUGUGGCCUCAGUUUCCUUUCCAUUUAUUUCCAUCCUGAUUCUAAAAAAUGAAGUUCGUGUUCAUUUCCCCAUGCACAUCCCUCAAGAGGUUACUAGGGUGCAUUUUUUAUAGGAGUGUUUUGACUUUCCUGGCCAACCUAAUGUUAGAAAAAUGUGGGAUACAUUUCUGAUUUUUUGCUUGCUUUCUUUCCUUCCCCUGAUGUCUGUCUAGGUAACUAGAAUUUCUACCUCAACCCCAUGUGACCUAUGCAAGGACAUCGUGGACCAACUCACUCAGCUUCCACUGAAAGGUGCUCACCUGGCCUGCAAGGGUUUCAACUCACAAACUACUGGAUGACAACGUAAACAAAAACGAAAAAAAAAUUUAAAGUACGACAGAGUAAAGAAUAUUCUACUGUGAAUCGGAGUUUAAAAAACUGCAGAAGAAAAGGCUCCAGUUUGUAUUGUUGAUAGUUUUAGAUAAAGUAUUUAUCAUUUUUUAAAAAGUAAAAACAAUUUUGACUUAUUUUAUUCCAUCUAAGUCAUAAAAAGGCAACUUAUUAAGAAAAUAUAAAUAUAUAAGAAUAUAUAUAAAUAAAUAAGAUAUAUAUAAAGGACUGGCACACCAGCAGACAUGUCAACAGCCUGUUCUCGGUGCUAUUUCACCCAUCAGAACUGUGCCUCUGUAGUUCUCCUUGGUGCUGACUUUCGAGGGUUGACCAAUGCCAAAUACAGUUCUCGGGAAAGUCUGCUUUAUUUAUUCAAGUCACUCUGUUCAUUUACCAAAGGCUUUACCUGUCCUGAAAAAGUGAGGGCAAAAAAGUUGAUGUGUGGGUUUGGGGCCUUGGUGGUUUUUGUUUGUUUUUAUUUUUAAAAACUCCUUUAAUUAAGCAACUACUUGUGUUUGAUGACCGUCCUCCACUUUGUCGAGCAGCUGCUAGACAGCCUGCUCUUGCAUCCUGGUUACCAUCCAACCAGACAGUUCUUCUUGAGCUGAGAAUACCGUAAGCUAGUUUCCUUGUCCUCCUCAUAUGCCCCCAUCACUGAGUUCCCCUGUCACUGUGAAUUUUACCUGCUCUACUGCUCAUUCUUUUAGCCCUUUGUUUUGGGGAUGUCAUUGGUAUAUGAACAGAGUGCAUCAUUACUGGUGUUGGUCAGGCCCAAUUUAAUUUUACAUGGCAACAUUGAACAUGAAUUCCCAAGCUGGGGCAAGUUUGGGUUUCUCAGCUUUUGCCGUUUUUGUUCAAAGUACUCUAUAUUUUGUUUGUAGUUUUUUGAUACUUGACCCCCAGAUGGCUUGGCCUUUGUACUAAAUGCAUUUGCUUUUGUAUUUCUUUGCUUUUCAGUAGAUUUAAAUGGUAGUUCUCUUCACACACAUACAUACAUACAUACACACACACAAACACAAAUCCCACAUAACUAUCUUAUUACGCACCGAUCUGAUGAUGUGGCAACAAAUUAGUUGUCUUGCGACCUGGUGUUCUGUGUACAGAAAAGUGUCACGCUAAGGAAGUGACAGUAUUUUAUAGAGAUAUGAUGAAAAUUUAUAAAUUUCAUAUACUUGAUUUCAUUUAUUUUUAGAUUGUAUAAUGCACAGUAAACUUUUAAAAAAGAGAGAGGAAAAAAUUACAAAACGUUUUUAUUUAUUCAAGUGCACAAAAAAGGGUAUAGGUUCCAUUUUUAAGCUUCUGAUUUUGAGACUAGGUUAUCAUGGACUGGACCAAGUACUCAGAUAGGAAACGGCAAUAACCAUGAAUUGCGGUAGUAUAUCGACUAGGCCCAGUGUACCCCUGCCUAAGCAAGUGUUUGGUCAUGGCCGGCAGAGGCUUUGGAAGCCUUUUGGCCUCCUCAGACCCAUUUCUCCAAAGCUUCUUGAAGCUUCCUGUUUUCAUAGCUCUGGGAUGGAGAGACAAGUGUCCUCCCCAGCUGUUCUUAGCUACCUUGAUUGAUUGUUUUCUGCUUGGCCACAUCGUGUUAGGCUUCAUCAGUUAAUUGAUAAUGAAUUAAAUGACUCAUCUUGAGAAUAUUUCUUCUUAUUUGUGUCUCUGAAUCAGGUUAUUGCCUACAGCCCAGCAUGUUGUGUCUGGGAGUGUCUCAGUGUAGAAUUGUGUUUAGAUUCCAGUUGCUGGAUUAGGUAUUCCAAGCUUCUGCCUCUGCUACAGAAUUUCCCCAGCUGGUGAUUCUUCCUGUUCUUCAACCCUCUUCUCUCUUCCCCCACCCCCAUCCCUGCACUGAGCCACAGGGACUUGAAGGUUUCAAUGUUGGUACUCAGCAAAAAGGAGCAGGUUGAGUUGGACUCUUGGGAAGAAGUGUAUGGAGGAGGAGCUGGAGAGGAUGCUUGAAGGGCAGCAGACACGGCAGCUUCUAGUAGAAGCUGGGAGUAUUCCCUGGAAUCCAAGAAGUCAUGAAAGAAGCCACAUGACUUAUGACCACCAGAGAAGCAUAUCCCCUGGGGCAGGUUCUGUGGAGGCCAAACCUGGGGCUAUCUUUAGGGCCCUGAGGUUUGGGAGAACCCCCAAGAAAGAAUGUGCUGAACCCGAGUGGAGGCAACCUUGUCUCAUGACAUCAUAAAUAGAACUGCUGCCUCAUAAGGCAGUAGAUGUGGGCUUGGGGAAGGGAAGGCAACAUAAAAUGAUGAGGCCAUUGCCGUUCUUGUAGUUUGUAUAAAUGGGGAUCAUUGCCCAGAACAGCUCAAGCCUGAGGCUAGCCAGGCUCUGGGUACAGACUUAGUGGUGAUCAAAAAUGUGCCGGUGACUCUUUGGCAAACCCAAUAAUGUGUAAAUUUAUCUGUGUCUCUGGCUGAAAGGUGAGGCCCGUGGAGUGAGUUGGUCAGUCAGUUGUGCAGUCUCUGGCAGGAGGUUCAGCACCCCUAGCUGGACCUGCCAUCAUUCUUCCCUCCACUCCCUUUCCAUACAGAGUCCCAAGAGCAGUCCUGGUGGGAAGAUCAGCUCACAUGUGGACGGCCUGGAGGGGGAUUUGUUUUUUAAAGGCUACUAAAGAAAGCCUUUGGACUUCAGACAUCUAAUCUAACGCCCUGAUUCUAGAACUUGAUCCCUGAGAGUUUGUUUUAAUAGAGUGCUCAGCACCCCAUGUGUCAUUGCCUUUUUUUUCCUGAGACCUCAUGCCAGAAUAUUGGGAGGCUGCUUGGGGAGGCUUCGCCUAGAGGGUAAACUGAAUGAAGCUGUUUCUGGGUGGAACAAAGGAACCCACUCUUCUGUUGGAAUUCCCCAGCGUCAGCUGGAGAGGCUCUUUUCUGAAGUGAUUCUAACCUUUAUGACCAAGUCCUCCAGAACAGCCCCCGGAGGCCAGCUCUAAGCCUUGGCAGCUAGAAACUUCCCCCUUUCCUCAUGGGGGAGUCUGAACAAGGCCUGAGCUCUGCCUGUCUUUUCUCUCAGGAACUAGUUUAAAAUAGGAAAUGAAACACAGUUGCACCUUGUAUUCCCACAACUUUCAGAUCCUCAGAAUGUUAGUUAUUUCCCAUCUAAAUUAACGUUCUUUAGAAAACAACCUUGCAAAUCCACCGGCUGCCCUCUUCUCCAAGUACAAGGAAUCUAUCCAGGACAAGUUCUGCUGGUUCCCCGGCGAUGGCAAAAGCUUUAAAAGAAUGUGUUGGCUCUUCUCUCCAGUGAAGGGUGUGUGAUGUACCAGCCCCCUCUCACAAAGAAUUUAUCCCAGUUUAUGGAAAGGGGGCAGAAAAGCUUGAAGAUACUCAGAGGCUCUGAGGGAUAGUGGUGCUGAAUUAGCUUUGGUGUCAGGUGUUUGAACAGUUCUGGAGUGAGGGAAUGUGUUUCCCGGGGCUCUUCUCUGUUCUUUAAGGGGAAAUAAGAUGCAGCUGUAAACCUAGGAAGUGACCCCAUCAAGUGAGUAGGCCAAGAGUAACAGGGUAUGUCCAGUUGGACAAGAAAGGCCUGAAAAGUCUGAGAUCCCAGUUACUUUCUCUCUCUUUGGUCUGCCUGCUCCCCCCUGCCCCCAUUACUAUUGAGCAGAAAUAAAGGAUAGCUAGCUUUCUUUGUCAGCUGUCCUGAAGUCCUGAAUGUUGAAAGGGAUCUUAGCUCCCUAUGGGCAUGUUGUUAAAGGUGCUCAUAAAGCCAACACUUCUAGCCAUCCCUAGUGCUCCUACUAAUUUUCAGUAGUCCUUGAACUAGGCCCUGUGGGUUUGGAUGCAGUUGGGCAUGGAGAGGGCAAACAGAACCAGAGAGCCUCCUCAAAAAAGCCAGCAAAUUGUCCCCAAAGACUUGGCCUAGUAUUGACUUUUCAGGAGCAUUUCUGCUUUCUGCUCACCCUCCUGGCCCCCAACUGCAGAGAGUUGCCAGAGGGUGACCGCUCACUCUGAAGGCCUGGCACUUUGGCUUAGCCAGAGGCAGGGCAGUGAACAGGGCGAUCCUGGACACUUUUCACUUGGCUGUCUGGUACAAUUGGGGAAGGCCCUCCCCCUCACUUUGAGGGUGGGGAACAGGAUCAGUCCGACCCUUUGGGGAACUAAAACACUCAGUUUGGGCCUUAGAGCAAAAGACCAGUUCUAAAGACGGUGCUAUUUUUCAGCUUUUCGAAAACAGACUUAAUAUUCAAGAGGGAAAUUGUGCCCUCCCUUCUUCCUAUAAAGUUGGUGCUUCCCUCGCUCCCAGGUGCUAUGCGGUGCUUAGCUGAGCUGGGAAUCGUCAGCUCCUCUUCUGCACAAAGUAGGCCUGUUGUUCCUUUCCCUUUUGGCCUCCUAUAUUAAGGAGUAUAUUCAAGUUUCAAGAUGUCAGCACAUCUCCCCCAUCUCCGUGACCCAGGCACCCUCCUUCCUCUUCCAGGUCCUUCUCCACCUCCUCCUGGCUAGAAGCCAUUAGGUGAUAGCUCUUUCCUCCCUCACCGAGUUCCUAUUCCUUGUACUCAGUUCCAGUGGGCUAGAGGGAAGAAGUCCAUGUCUUUGUGACUUGUCAUUGCAGCACUAAAACAGGAGAAAGGACACCCUUAGUUUGAGAGUCCUGUACUCGCACACUGCACAGUCUGGGGAAUGGGGAAUGGUUGUGUUUCUCAAACACAUUGGAUGAAUUACUGUUUGGUGCCAUUUUUGUUUAUACUUUCUACAUAAAAAACGUGUGUACACACACACACACACACGUACACAUAUUGACCUGAGUAUUGCAGGACAAGAUAUUACUGUGGCUACCAGAGCUUACGCCGAAAAUUCAACUGAAUUAUACUCUCAGCAUAUGGCAUUUGUGAAAUUCUUUAGGGAUUGAAAAAGAUUCACUCCUUGAAGGAAAAAUAUGUUUGUGUCACUUUAAAUGCUGACAGAUAAUAAUAAUAAUGUAUUGACCAUUAUUAACUCUUCAGGUUGCCCUGUGACUCUAAGGUACACCUGUAUGCUUCACUGAGAUUUAGCCUUUCAUAAAGGUGCUUUUUAAGAGACAACGGGGAAGGGAGAAAUGAGGUCAGGGUUUGCAUUCCUCUAGCUAAAUGGUCAACUUGAAUUUAUGAAAACACUUUGGUCUUCUUUCUAGAUGGCUUUUAGGCAUGGGAUUUGGAGCUGUCGGAGAGCAGAGGGUUGUUGAGGGAAAUGAAGCAGAUGAUGAAAUUCUUACUGAUUUGUUAAAGUUUAAAGUUAACAACUAGAACAAUCCCUUCCCCAGAGUGGAUUUAAAAAACCCACCCACACACAUACACCCACGUCUUGCUUAGGACUUGUGCUAUGGGAUGUUUCCUAGUCAAUAGGAAUUAGUUUAUAUGCUUUAGCCUAUGAAUUUGUGACUUAUUUAAAAUUCAAAUUGUUUCCCUUAAUUUAUGUCAAUACAUUGUCAUUCCGUUCAUUUUUAUUAGGAACUAGUUAAUCCUGAACCUUUUCCCCUCUCAUGCUUGUAAAAUUAAUUCACAGUUCAGAAUGUAAAAGGUUUUUCCCUUCUGUUUCAGUUCCUCAUGUGUAUCUUAAUUUGUAAUUGAAAAGAUGCUUUUAAGUUUGCCUUUAUAUUAAAAUCUGUAUUUUAAAUGUGUGUAUCUGCUGUGUUGCUUCCCUUUUCAGGCAUCCUUUUCCUAGGGUAAAUCCAUAACAUGCUCCAUUCCCACC